AUGCCAAAGUUUUUAAAUAUUAAACCGACACCAGGUGCAGUAAAAUUGAUCACAUAUUUAAAAGCUAAUCGGGUUCCUUUAGUCAUUGUGACAAGUUCUAGCAGAAAGAAUUUUGACGUAAAGGCUCGCAAAAAUAAAGAUUUAUUGAACAUGUUCGAUCAUAUUAUUUGCAGCGAUGAUGUUAAUAAUGGCAAGCCUGAACUCAACAUAUUUAUAAAGGCUUGUGAAAUAUUAGAGAACCCUCCUCCCGAAGAAUGCUUGAUUUUCAAGGAUUUGAUAAACGGUGUUAUCGCUACCCAAAAAGCGAACAUGAGAGUGAUUUGGGUUCCCAAUAAAUUUAUUACGAAAGUUGAUGAUGUUGUUAUGUCACUUUUGGAUUUUAAGCCAGAAAAAUUCAAAUUACUACCUUUUGACAUGAAUCUGUAA
This is a messenger RNA of Dentiscutata erythropus, 426 nucleotides long. NCBI's taxonomy places the organism in Eukaryota, Fungi, Glomeromycota, Glomeromycetes, Diversisporales, Gigasporaceae. The record is from the annotation of a GenBank genome assembly.